AUGGAGGCGCUUCGAUCUCAUCUUCCGUACUGGAGGCGCUCCCGACCUGGAAUCGAAGAGGUGCAGACCCGAAAAAUUGAGGAUUACAGACCCGGGUAUCCCCGUUACACUGCACUCUUGUCGUCGUACGACCCCUAUUUUCUGUGCCGAGACUUCAGCAAACUUCGAGCUCGAAUUCUAUUAUUGAAACAGGACCGGUUCUCUAUGCUGGAGCAGAAGCUAGAACGGGUAGAUCACGAAGAAAUUUCUCCUCUUUUUCUGGGAAAAAGUCGAUGUGAUGGGAAUCCGGAGCGGGUCUCUCUACUAUCGGAGAUCGAAACCCGUCUUGCAGAUUAUGACCAGUUCGCAGACAGAACGCAUCGGAUGCUGAGUUUUGGCUCCGCUCAGCAGAGGGAUGUUAAGGCCCUACAGAACCGGUUGGAUGGCAAUGGCUGUUUGGCUCGAGAGGAGAGGGCGUACCUCACGUAUGAUCGUGAGCUAGUGUCCCUAACUCCUAUGGGUGACAGCACGAUCGUGCGGCUAGAAGCUUGGGUAGAAGAUAAGUUCAUUCGAUGGUGGCGAGACUUCCGCAAGGCAAGAUUUAAGAGCCAAUGGAUUCAACAAACCGCCAGAGCGCUCCUCUUAUCGCUGAUAACAUUACUGCUGCUGAUGCCCGUCAUCAUCUGCAACAGCGUCACGAAGAAUUCACUUCGCAUCACUAUUGUCGUUAUUUCUACGAUAGCCUUUCUUCUUGUGGUCUUGUGGUUGACGAGAUCGAGAACAAUCGAGUUGAUUCUCGCAGGAGCGACAUAUGCUACGGUUCUCAUUGUAUUUGUCUCUGGUACUAGUGUAGUAUAGCAUCAACAUCGCACUACGACCAAGAACCCGGCGGGGUUGAACCCACCCGAUCGUAACAAUAUGAGGCCGUACGAGUGUGAAUAGAACUUCUCUCCUUAGUUUAUUCUUCUUGUAUAUAGGGAAACCAUUUGCUUGAGCAUAGCACUGCCGAC
This is a messenger RNA of Hyaloscypha bicolor E, 989 nucleotides long. RefSeq lists its product as uncharacterized. Bases 1 to 837 code for a protein of 278 amino acids. The transcript has 5 exons. The record is from RefSeq and is a predicted model, not a curated record. Lineage: Eukaryota; Fungi; Ascomycota; Leotiomycetes; Helotiales; Hyaloscyphaceae.